UCCAAGAUGGCCAAGAUGGCCUUCAAGAUCGCCCAAAAUCGACAACCUCGGGGUGAUGGGUUUCGACGGCGCAGAUGUGUCCUCGAGCCUCGCCGCCGCCACCGCGAGGUUCGACGCCGCGGGCCUGAGGACGCACUAGACGGACAUCCAGAGGGGCCGCGGCGUGACGCUGGGCUGCGUGCUGGACGGAGUCUCGCUUGCCACCAGGCUCACGGCCAAACGCUACUGGCGGGUGCGACAAGGUGUUUCGUGGGCCCUGAGCUGCAGGUCCCUGCCAGGCUGGACAUGGGAGAUCGUCCUCGGCCACUGCACUUACUGCGCCAUGUGCAACCGCGACCUCCUCCCGGUCUUCAACGCGAUGUACAAGUUCAUAGCGGCCCACUACCAGGAGGCCGCGCCGCUCUGGCCCACGGCGCGGGCCGAGAUGGUUGCCUUCCGGGGCCUGAUGCUCUUGCUGCGCGGCGACUGGGCGCUCCCGUGGUGCCCACUGGUCUGCCUCUCCGACGCGUCUGAGCACGGCUACGCGGUGAGCGCCUCGCUGUUCGAGCCGGCCGCUGUGAAGGAGAUCGGGCGGGUGCAGGGGCGAUCCCGUUUCUGCCGCCUGGGCGGCCAUUCCGCUCGGGCCCAUUUCUUCGCCAGCAACGGCAUCGUGAUGACCAGUGCAGGGACGUUCAAAGAUGCUGCCGAUCUUGGUGAGCAUGACGAGGUUGCGCCCCGGACUCAGUGGGGGCUUGACAGAACUUUCAAAGAGAUGGCAGCGGAGAUCUUCUCAGGGUCCCGCUGGACUGAGAUAGUCGCCCGUGGGUGGCUUAAUGCUUCAGACAUUCUGGUCUACGAAUCACGUGCCCUCCUGCGAGCUGUAGAGAUUGUGCAGCCUGUCGCCGCGGGAGGGCGAGCAUGCCGUCGUCAUGAGCGACAACCUGCCCGCAGUGCUGUGUUUUGAAAGGAGGAGAG
This is a messenger RNA of Prorocentrum cordatum, 954 nucleotides long. Lineage: Eukaryota; Dinophyceae; Prorocentrales; Prorocentraceae. The record is from the annotation of a GenBank genome assembly.